Messenger RNA from Stegodyphus dumicola, 2271 nucleotides. RefSeq lists its product as uncharacterized. The record is from RefSeq and is a predicted model, not a curated record. Gene Ontology annotation, biological process: regulation of transcription by RNA polymerase II. Gene Ontology annotation, cellular component: nucleus. Lineage: Eukaryota; Metazoa; Arthropoda; Arachnida; Araneae; Eresidae. Gene Ontology annotation, molecular function: RNA polymerase II cis-regulatory region sequence-specific DNA binding; DNA-binding transcription factor activity, RNA polymerase II-specific.
CCACUGGAAGUAUUUGAGAAGGGAAAAAAAAAAAAAAAAUGGAGUGGAAUUCUGCGAUAUCAUAUGUAAUAUAUAUAUAAUGGAAAACUGAUAUUUUAUAUGUGUAUUUGUUUUGGUUUAUCAGAAGAUUUAAUCGAGUGUAUGAUUGUAAAUUUUCAGAAGGUAUGUGCUAUUUUUAUAUGAAAAUCAAUUAUUUCAAAGUUUUCCGGAAGAGUCCCAGUUCUAAAGUAAUAUAGUUUGGAUUAUAGAGAAUUUCAAAAAAAAAAAAAAAAAAAUUCGAAGUUAUACAGAACUUGCAAUAUAUGUAAGAGAAUUGCUAAUAUUAGUGCUUCAUUGAUCAAAUGUUAUUAAUAUGAUGGAGGUAUCUAAUACACAUUUAUUAGAGACCAAUAAAACGAAACAACUUCGUUUUUCAAUUGAUGCUCUUAUGGGCAAAAAAAGUGAGUCCAGUGACUCUGCCUCUUACCCAGAUGAUUCAUCAUCUCCAUUAGCAGUGAAAGACUAUAGCAUUCCUAAAAUCCCUGAGGAAGUUCCGCAAGCGCGCUUAUUUGAAAAUUCUACGAGAUCUCCUCAGCCGGCAUCCCCAGCAGUGUUGAUCCCUAUUCCCACGUUUCCCGCCGGUGUAUCACCCGCAGCUACGUUGACGACGGCGACGAACUCAAGGCAUAGGACAUAUUUCCCGAGUUCAUCGGGUUUGUUUCCACAAUCUCUUCCACGGUGCCUACCAUCAAUGGAUGCCACUCUGGCUGGUAUGUUCUUCCGUGAACCUUAUCAAGUAUAUCCGUGGUAUCAACAAAGAUACAUCCAUAACAGAUACGGAGCAGGUCCAGAUAUACCAGCUUUUCUUUUACCUCCGUUCCGUAAAGCGAAGAGAAUACGAACAGCAUUUACCGCUUCUCAGCUAAUGAAAUUAGAAAGUGCAUUUGAUAAGAAUCAUUACGUUACGGGUAACGAAAGGAAACAACUAGCAGAUAAUUUGGGUCUUUCCGAACACAGGUUAAAGUUUGGUUUCAAAACAGGAGGACGAAACAAAAAAGGCAAGAUUUAGAAGAUAGAGAAAGGAAUGAGAAAAAUCACUCCCUGUCAAUAAACAAGCAGAUAGAUGCCUCAAGUACACAUUCAUCAGGAUCAAACCUUAAUUUAUCUCCUUGUCUAAGAAAUGGAAAUGUUAGCUUAUACGAAGAUGAUGACAGUUGUAAUGAAAAUAGCAGCGACGGAAAGGAACAUUAAAUAUAAUUUUCAUAUGCAUUGAUCAACCGAAUUUUCAGAUUCCCAUUGCUAACGCUAUAUGUAUAAUACGCUUCAUCAAAUGUCUCAACGUCUUAUAACAAACACGUGUACAGCUUCUACAAUUACAUUUAUCUAGCGAAAAUUUUAAAACAAAGUGCCUGUAGUCAACAAUAAUCUGAGCUCACUGCAAGUUAUCACAAGGGUUAAACCCGGCUUCUACUCAAACUAUUAUUACCUAGUUAAUUAUUCUGGGACAAUACCGGUUUCAUCAUCUGGUAAAAUGCUGAUAUCAUGCGUACAUUUUCCUGUUCUGUAUUGUUACGUUACUUUUUUCCUUUAGUAUCACGCCAAAAAUAUAUUACUUACUCAAUGAUAUGUUACUUAUUUUAGUAGUUAGGAUAAAUGAUUAGCUUUUUAUCAUAUACAUUAGCUUAGGCUAAAUAUUAGUAAUGUCAUACGACUGGAUCACUGGAAGCCUUCAUUUGCUGUUGAACUUGGGUAGCCUAUUUUUGGCCCUAUGGCGAGGCUUGCCUUUGCUGGGUGGGCUAGCCUGUGCCCAUAUUUAAGCUUAAUUAACUAUCACAACUCUUUGGAGUAAAUUUUUAAUGUUCAAUGUUUUUUAUUCUAAAAGGAAUGAACCAGGUAAACAUUUUUCAAAAGAAUGAAGUUAUCACUAAAAAAUUUUAAAAUUGCAUGAUUCAGUUAUUAAACUAUAUUCGUACCAGAUUGGGUAUUAAACGAUUGGCCAAUAAAUGUUGAUCUAAAACAGUCUUUCGCAUCAACGGAUAUUUUUCUCAUAUAUAAUAAGUAAUAAUGAUUCUUUAAUAGUAGUUUGCAGACUAUCUAAGAAUCAAUAUUAUGCAUCACAUAUGUCACUCGCUCAAUCAAAUUGAGUAUCUUUAUAAAUAAGAAUUCAUUUUUUUAAUUACGAUGUUGUAUAAAUAGUCUUAAAAUAUGUAAAUAUUGUAAUAUAAUUAAUGUGUUGUAUAAAACUACAUGUGCUGUGAAUAUAUUUGUGCAUAUAUAGAAAUAAAAAUAUUA